AAUUGAACGCAUGUUUGUAUAUGUCAAAAAUACGUGUUUGUUUUCGUGCUUCACGAAUUUCACGAUUCUGAAAAGAUUCGAAAAAUGGUCUUCUUGGCGAUUAUUCGCCUUAAUUAGUAAUUAAUAAGUCUUUAAUUUAGUGAAUAAAUAUUAGAGAAUAAACGCACUAAACCAAACUAUGUCAGAUAAAGAAGAUUCUACCAAAAAUUUUGAUAAAAAGGUGCUAGAUGACGAAGCAUUAGAAAAACUGGCUGUUGAAGAGUUAAUGCGGGAAGCUGUCCAAGGCGCCGCCAGAGCCGAAUUAGUGGGUCCCUCCGGCUGGAUUAAAGCUCCACAACAAAAAACCAAUAAACGCUUCCUCGUCAACACGCUGCGGAAUGCAGUGAGCUCCAACAAAUACCAUCAUUCCAAAACCUACAAACGUUCUCUUAGCAAAUCACCAAAGCGUGAAUCUUACCCUAAACCCACCAUUAAAAAGGACAAAUCGAAGAAAAAGCACUAA
Ostrinia nubilalis (European corn borer) is the source of this 502-nucleotide messenger RNA. Its product is annotated as protein POLR1D-like. The transcript has 2 exons. The record is from RefSeq and is a predicted model, not a curated record. NCBI's taxonomy places the organism in Eukaryota, Metazoa, Arthropoda, Insecta, Lepidoptera, Crambidae. Bases 179 to 502 code for a protein of 107 amino acids.